AUGAGCUCGCAGCAAUCUGCACGCUCAACUCACACGCCAUUUUCGAAUAUCUCGCCUUUCGGCGGCAAGCAUCGCACUUCAACAUACCACGAGUCGGUUCGUGAUGUUGACGUCUACGCGUCGCCACAACAGUAUUAUGGCAUAUCGCACGCCCCUAGAAAGGUUGCGAAGAGUCGUACCAUGUCUGCUGUUGACCCUAGCCGAAACCCGAUGAAUGUGCCAUUUCAGCCGACAGGAAGACGAGCGAGCCAAGAUGCUAGAGGCGUCAAUCAUCUACAGUAUCUCGUUGAUGUCAAAGAAACCUUGAAAGCCCUCCUUGCGCAAGAAGAUACAGAUCAGAAUGUACAGAUCACGAUAGAGGACCAUGGCCCCAAAACUAUUCAGCUCCGGACAGCAAAUUCGGGUGGAUACAAACAUUCCGAUAUUCGUGGCACAUACAUGCUCAGUAACCUCCUCCAAGAGCUCACGCUCGCCGAUUUCUACGGUCGCAAGCAGAUCGUUCUUGACGAAGCACGCCUGAAUGAGAAUCCAGUCAGCCGCAUGUCUCGCCUGAUCAGAGACCAAUUUUGGCCUAACCUCACUCGACGUAUCGAUGGCAGUAACGUUCUGCAGGUCGCCUUCGAUCCAAAAGAUUGGACUGCUGAUCCACGACCGCGCAUCUAUAUUCCCAAAGGUGCUCCUGAGUAUUUUCAAUACUACACCCGUAUCGCCAGAGAACAGCCAGCUGCUCGUUUGGACGUCCGCUGGCUUAACGAAUGUGCAGCCGAUGAGUCUGCAGAAGCAGAUGACUACGUUCGUGACUUAAAUGACGCACCUGGUCUCCUCGCGAUCGCUAUGGAACGCGUCGCCGACACGCCCAAAGGCGAGCCCGACUUUCGAGGGCUACCUUUCGUGGUCCCAGGAGGUCGUUUCAAUGAGCUCUACGGGUGGGACAGCUAUAUGGCUACACUAGGUCUUCUCAUCAAUGGACGUGAAGAUCUUUGCGAGGCCAUGGUGAAGAAUUUCUGUUUCAGCAUCCGUCACUACGGAAAGAUCCUCAACGCAAAUCGUACAUACUACCUUCGUCGAUCUCAGCCACCUUUUCUGACAGACAUGUCUUUGAGAGUCUACGAUCGAAUCAGACACAAGUCAAACAGUCUAGACUUUCUCCGUCAAGCAAUCCUUGCCUCUAUCAAGGACUACUACAAUACUUGGAUGUCUGCACCUCGUUUCGACCCGAUCUCAGGACUCUCGCGAUAUCAUCCUGGUGGACGAGGAGUCCCACCAGAGACCGAGGCCACUCAUUUCCUCCACACUCUCCAACCGUACGCCGACAAGUACGGUCUCAGCUUUACACAAUUUGUGCACAGCUACAACCGAGGUCAUAUUGAUGGCCUGAAACCUGAGAUGGAGAAGCAAUGGGAGGCUGAUCAAGCUGAACUGAACGAAUAUUUCCGUCACGAUCGUGCUGUACGAGAGUCCGGACAUGACACAUCAUACCGUUUGGAACGCGUCGCCGCUAAUCUCGCCACUGUUGAUCUCAACUCUUGUUUGUACAAAUACGAGAUUGACAUCGGCCGCACAAUCAGCGCGUUCUUUGGCGACAAACUCGAAAUCCCUGCCGAGUGGCAUGUCAAAGGGAAACCCACCAUCGAGACUUCUUCAACGUGGGACCGUCGUGCCAAGCGUCGUCGCCAGACGAUGGAGAAACUCAUGUGGGACCCUGAAGAAGGCAUGUUCUUCGACUACGACGUCAUCCGUAAGCGGCAGACGGGAUAUGAAAGCGCGACAACUUUCUGGGCCAUGUGGGCAGGUGCUUGCACGCCCCAUCAAGCUGCCAUUAUGGUCGAGCGGGCUCUUCCCAAAUUCGAAGUCUUCGGUGGUCUCGUUAGUGGGACGGAGAGAAGCCGUGGUAAGAUUGACAAACACCGGCCGAAUCGUCAGUGGGAUUAUCCUUUCGGAUGGGCUCCUCAGCAGAUUCUCGCGUGGACAGGCCUGUUGCGAUUUGGAUUUGAAGAGGAAGCACAACGCUUGGCUUAUCGCUGGAUCUACAUGUGCACGAAGGCCUUCGUCGACUUCAACGGAGUUGUUGUCGAGAAAUACGACGUCACGCAAAAGGUGCAUCCACACAAAGUCGAGGCAGAAUAUGGCAAUCAAGGAGGUGACUUCAAGGGAGCUGCGACUGAAGGAUUCGGCUGGGUCAAUGCUUCCUACGUGUACGGCUUACAGAUCGUUAACGCCCAUAUGAAGCGUGCUCUAGGCGCUGUGACGAGCUGGGAGACAUUUCAGAAGAUGACGGAGAGCGCCUCUCUGACUGAUGAACACAGCUUGGCCGCAGCUCACUUGGCGAACUCAUCGAUACCUUCCACGACCGCCAGUCAUUUCAACAUCGGGCCCGUACCGCAUCAUCAUCCAGGUCCCGAGGAACGUCACUCCAGGCCGCACAGCCACUCGGACACUUAUGCCCAUCCGCAUCUUGAUGCGCAUAAGUAG
Dissoconium aciculare CBS 342.82 is the source of this 2472-nucleotide messenger RNA. Its product is annotated as glycoside hydrolase family 37 protein. Gene Ontology annotation, molecular function: alpha,alpha-trehalase activity; calcium ion binding. Gene Ontology annotation, biological process: trehalose catabolic process. Gene Ontology annotation, cellular component: cytoplasm. The record is from RefSeq and is a predicted model, not a curated record. NCBI's taxonomy places the organism in Eukaryota, Fungi, Ascomycota, Dothideomycetes, Mycosphaerellales, Dissoconiaceae. The transcript is spliced from 4 exons. Bases 1 to 2472 code for a protein of 823 amino acids.